AUGGCACCAUGCGUACUCUGCUCGACUUUGUCAUCUGGGACCGGCCCCCAGGUACCCAGAAGAGCGAUCCUCAAACGACCCAAGACCGGCCAGGCGAUCUGUCGAGAAUGCUUCUAUCUGAUCUUCGAGACCGAAAUCCAUCACACGAUCUUAGGGCUAGGAAAUCAGGAGAAGCGUCGGUCUGAAGAGAAGAAAAAAACACCAGACGGCUCCCAGGAAACCGACGAGUCCGCGCACAGGGGUGGGAUGAUGUUUAAAGAAGGAGAGAAGGUCGCCAUCGCCGCUAGUGGUGGAAAAGAUUCGACCGUCUUGGCUCAUGUGAUGACGACUCUUAAUGAACGUUACAACUACGGCUUGGAUCUCUACCUGCUUUCAAUCGACGAGGGUAUCACAGGCUAUCGAGACGACUCUUUGGAGACGGUCAAGCGGAAUUCGAGCCAAUAUUCACUCCCAUUGAAAGUACUGUCGUACGAUGAGCUAUAUCAGGGCUGGACGAUGGAUAAAGUGGUGGAAAACGUGGGAAGAAAGAGUAACUGUACUUUCUGCGGGGUGUUCAGGCGCCAGGCCUUGGAUAAAGGGGCCGACCUAUUGAAAGUCGACCACAUUGUGACCGGCCAUAAUGCAGAUGAUGUGGCUGAGACAGUCCUUAUGAAUGUAUUGCGUGGUGAUAUCGCUCGAUUGGAAAGAUGCACUGAAAUCACUACUGGGGGCACCACCAAGGGCUCUUCCGGCAUUCCCGUAAAGCGGAGCAAACCAUUCAAAUACGCAUACGAGAAAGAAAUCGUGAUGUAUGCUUAUUUCAAGAAGUUAGAUUACUUUUCGACUGAAUGUACAUAUUCGCCUGAAGCCUAUCGGGGACACGCCAGAGCGUUAGUCAAAGACUUGGAACGUCUGCGUCCGUCUGCGAUCCUAGAUAUAAUCUACAGCGGAGAAUCGAUGGCGAGUGCCGUUAAGAGCAACGUCAAACGUCCCACCCAACAAUCUUGUCUGAGAUGUGGCUCCUUGGCUAGUCAGUUACUCUGCCAGACAUGCGCUUUGAUUGACGGUUUGAACGCUAGUAAUAACAAAGUUGGAUCAUCUGAGGCUAAGGUCCACACUUGUGGAGCUGACCAGUAG
Puccinia triticina is the source of this 1116-nucleotide messenger RNA. RefSeq lists its product as uncharacterized. The transcript has 7 exons. The record is from RefSeq and is a predicted model, not a curated record. Lineage: Eukaryota; Fungi; Basidiomycota; Pucciniomycetes; Pucciniales; Pucciniaceae. Gene Ontology annotation, molecular function: tRNA binding. Gene Ontology annotation, biological process: tRNA wobble position uridine thiolation. Bases 1 to 1116 code for a protein of 371 amino acids. Gene Ontology annotation, cellular component: mitochondrion; cytosolic tRNA wobble base thiouridylase complex.